This is a messenger RNA of Williopsis jadinii, 1128 nucleotides long. It is a transcript of the gene BBP1, whose product is annotated as Bbp1p. The transcript has a single exon. The coding region runs from base 1 to 1128 and encodes 375 amino acids. The record is from RefSeq and is a predicted model, not a curated record. NCBI's taxonomy places the organism in Eukaryota, Fungi, Ascomycota, Saccharomycetes, Phaffomycetales, Wickerhamomycetaceae.
AUGUCCGAUACUCCAGGCGUUGCACAAUGGGCAUUCAGAUCCAUAUUCAACAGACAGACGCCGAUGUCCAAGUACACUCAGAUGAAGAGAGAUGAUGCUGCAAGGGCCAACGAUGAUGUGUCACAUUUUGAAGAUUUGGACGACACUUUCCAUUACAAGCGAAGAACGAGGGAUGGACAACGACUACGUUCCCAGGACGACUCGACCUUGUUGAGGAAGAAAGUCUCUUGGGACUCGCUGAGGAAACGGUCAGCUAGUCUGGGUCACCAGGCACACGAUUCUGAUGACGCUCAUACAACUUCGGACACUGUGUACACACUACCGAGUGAAUACCCUGGUAAGUUCCCGAAAUACAGAGGCUCAGAGAAUGACGACGUUCUUCUAACCUCCAGUGCGACGAGAUCUGGCUUGAGAGAUGCUAAUGUGAACAUGCAGAGGAACACAUCAUCGUACUCAAGAAGUACAAGGCCCUCUGUACCCGACACAAUGUACAAUGCUGAUGACGAUUACAAACUCUUGAGGCAAUUGGACGACAACGAUCGAGAAUUGGAAGAAUUACUUAGGAAUUUUGAGAAUUCGAAUGACAACUCAAUGAGUUUGAAAUACGAAGCUCUAAAGCGUGAAUUAGCCAAUGAGUUGAUCAAAUCUCAGAAGUUGUACGAUGCCUAUUUUAGAGACGUCAAUAAGCACACAGAGUUGAAAAAACGUUAUAGACAAUUGGAAAGAUCCUUGGAUGUUAAAGAUGUUUCGUUGAGAAAUGAGAACUCACGACUAAGGGCUCAAGUUGCCAAAUUGGAGGCGAAGUUAAGGGAUGACGACUCUACGCUGAAUGGGUUGAGAUCAGACUUGAAUUCAAGUUCUAAACUGGAAGUUACACUCAGAAGGAAGGUUAAGUACCUUGAGGAUAGGUUGGAGCAAGAGAUUGAAACUUCUAAAAGAGAUAAAUUCGCACUAGAGGAGAAGGUGUAUCUGCUAGAGAUGAAGUGUAAGGAAUACGAAGAGAAGCUCUUGAAUGGCCAUGCUCUGAACACCAACAGUUUUGCCAACUCCGCUAAAGAACGGCACACCAAUCGAUCUGCAUCGAAUGAUGAUACGAUAGACCUCUUGAUUAGAGACGUUGGUAUAUGA